GUUAAUAAAAACUUUAAAAUUUACUCUAUUUUUAAUUAUGAAACAUAUUUAUUUUUAUUUUCUUUUUACUAAUUCCUUCUUUUUUUACAAAAUCGAAAUUAGGCCCACAAUAAUGAUGCAAAUAAAUGAAGCUCCAUGAGUUCUUUUAUCAAGAAAUAACAUAUAAAUAAGGAAUAAAAAAUCGUAACCGACAAAAACAUCACGAUCAUGAAUUUAAUUAAAUCCAUUUUAAUUUUUAUUCUUGCUUGCCUCAACGUCUCUGCAGUAAUUGCAGUAAAAGUUCCAUUUGACGUUUAUCCUCCAAAUGAUGGUACUAAAAGUUAUUAUGUUAAAGGAGAAAAUGGAGUAAAAAUUUUUGUAGAUGAAAAAGGAGAUCCAACGAAAACAACAAUUCUCUUUUCAAGUGCAUUUCUCCAUUCAAGAACAACUUGGGAUCCACAAUGGUUUGACCCCGAAUUAAAUAAAAAAUUUCAUCUCGUAAGGUAUGAUUAUCGUGGUUUGGGUAGGAGCGAUAAACCCGAUAACGAGAAUUCAUAUUCAUACGAUAUAAAUGGCGAAGACCUUUCCGCUGUGAUUAGGAAAAUUUCUUCUAAAAAAAAAAAGAAAAUUGUAUUGGUUGGAUGGUCAUUGGGUAUACCUAUAACUUUAACUUUUAUGAAAAAUCAUCCUGAUAUGAAAAUUGAUGGCUUUAUAGCAGUUUGUGGUCCCGUUAAUGAUACAAUAAUAAACUUAGUUGAUCCUCCUCUUAGUAAUAUAAUUAAAAAAAGUUAUGAUAAGGUUUUUCUUGGAAUAGAUGAGUUUAUGAAAUUAUUUCCUUUUAAACCAUUUAGCGAUGAAUUACAUGCAUAUUUAUUGGGUAAUGCCUUUACGUCUACUUCCGGAUAUCGUAAAACAGUUACUAAACCAUUCAAUUUAGAUGAAUUUUAUAGUUCUUUAACUAUACCUACUUUACAUAUCAUUGGAGAAAAGGAUGCAUUGCUUAUUAUGGAACAUAGCCUUUAUUUUGCUUCUUUGAAAAAAAAUAGUAAAACUAUUAUAUAUAAGAAUAUUGGUCAUAGUCCUUCAUGGGAAAAUACUAAAGAAUUUAACAAAGAUAUGAUGAAAUAUGUUAGUAACAUUUAAUAGUAUUUUAUGGGAAUUUGCAAUUGUGCUGAGGUAGCGAUGCUCAAUUCCCAGUAAAAAGUCAUUGUAUAAAAUUUAUAUAGUUUUUGUUUAGUUUCUGUAAUAAUUGUCUAACUUUCGUUUAGUAUUUGUUAAAUUUAAAUACUUUUUAUUUUUUUUGUAAAA
This is a messenger RNA of Rhizophagus irregularis DAOM 181602=DAOM 197198, 1287 nucleotides long. RefSeq lists its product as uncharacterized. The record is from RefSeq and is a predicted model, not a curated record. Lineage: Eukaryota; Fungi; Glomeromycota; Glomeromycetes; Glomerales; Glomeraceae.